UUGAAAGGCGGAAAAAAAGAGUCAGCGGCGAGAGAGCGAAGGAAAACCACCCCGAUGGCGUGAGAUACCCCAAUACGCAAACUACGAAUACCUGUGGGGUAUAUUGGGGCAUGUAUAUUGAGGUAGCGCAGGCCAUCGGGGGCCAAAUUGAGUCAUUCUUGUUGUUGUGUAAUUACUAAUUACUUCCGGCACCCCCUACCCUUCCAAAGGGAGACAAGGAUUGCAAACGUAUCAGGAGCUUGGCGCGAGUCCUACAAUGGAUAGAAGAUCUGUGGAAAGGGAACAUCUCUGGCGGAAAGUGGUGGCUGCAUACAUCAACAUGCUCUCAGCCUACAGACCGGCAAGAUUCAGUCUAUGAUCUGUGGAAAGGGAACAUCUUCGGCGGAAAGUGGUGGCUGCAUACAUCAACAUGCUCUCAGCCUACAGAGCUGCAAGAUUCAGUCUACGAUCUGUGGAAAGGGAACAUCUCCGGGGUUGGAAAGUGGUGGCCGCAUACAUCAACAUGCUCUCAGCCUACAGAGCUGCAAGAUUCAGUCUACAAGCUGCUGAGUCUCGCUGUCCUUCUUAGAGGUUUCCAGACUUUUGCACAGAACCUGGUGCUCAUUGCGAAGCCCUGUGUUUGUUGCUGAAAGAGUACGCGUCACUCUUCAGCCAGUUGUCAUGGAGAUCGACCCAGGCCGACCAGGGACUGAGGGCGGUGCUGCCUGUUAUGGCCUUCCUGCGAUCUCACACUUGGUACCACUGGCAACUGAUACCCCAGCUUACCCAUUUGUUGUGAUGGCAUGUGAUGUCAAUGCAUUACCUAGUAGUCUGUGCUAACUUAUCCUAGCACAGUGUUCUUCCUCACUGGACGGUGUGCACAAUGGCCGGUCGCGAAUGUAUGUUUCAUAUGGUUGGCAGUCGUGAAUACAUGCAACAAUAGUUGUAUGAUGUUUCUGUAGUAACUAAACCAUAGCAGUCUUCGGCCCUCACUCCACUACUCUCCAAAUGCGCAAAUUGAGACUGAAUACUCCUCUAGAAUAUGGAAAGAUACGCCGCCGUAGGUUUUGUCUUUUGUGCAUGUGGGGAGUAAUGGAGCGACGCCCUUUGUGAUGUUUUGGAAAACCCCAGAGCGCGCCGGAGCACUGCUCUGUCAGCUGUAGUGUAAAGGCUGUUCACGCACACGUGUUAGCAACAUCCGCCCCUAUUAAUUGAGGCCCAUACGCCCUUGAUAAGGGCACCUGGCACGGCCAUCGUUCCCAACACGGGAAGACAGCAAUGGCUCACGUAACUACUAAAGCGCUUCCCAUUAUGAAAUGCCAUAAUAGGUUGAGUGAGUGCUUGGAUCAGUCUUCCGAUAGCCCACAGCAAUUGAGGUGUGGAAGUAGUUUUUUGACAUUGCCCUGCAGCUUUAAGCCGCGUGCCGAAAGACGACCAUCGUGCACGUUCACGGGGAAUCUAACUCACAGGUACGAACUAGCUACAGCUGAAGUUACCAAUCGUUGGACCGGCGGGAGUAAGCGGGGGAAGGGUCGGCAGACGACCAGCAAACAGGGAACAGCCAACACCCUCUCUUUGAUGAGAAGCGGUUCGAACCAUGCUUCUAGACGAUGCGGCGUGCUGCCACCACAUUCAUGGACACCAGUUCGCAAAAUCCGGUCGAGUGUCAGGAGAAAUCCAACAUGGAGUGGCCCUCGUAGGGAGACCGAACGUGUCGUUCUUUCAGAAAAUGCGCUCCUGCUGUCAUUGCUGUCACGCAACCCCCAUUUAGUGCGGACACAACGAACUCACCAUCAACCACAGCGCCUGCACAGUGCCUGCAUCAGGUGCUCACUUUCCACAUCAGCCUCGGCAUCCUCAAAGAUUGAGGUUGACCAUGUGUUCUCUCAUGGAGCAUUCGAGCAAUUCUUAUUCGUCCUGCAAUCAAGCGUAUGUGACGUCGCAGCAGCUGCGGAUGGCAGCGGAAGGCAGUUCUUAGUUGACGAAUGGCAGUCUAAGAAUGAGCAACGUAGCGGACAUGGAAUCACAAGGGUGCUUGAAGGUGGUGAUCUCCUGGAGAAGGCGGCUGCGAAUGUGUCUGUCAUACGCGGUGUUCUCUCGGGAGAGCGGGCGAAGGCGAUGAGCUCCCGAGGGCAGCAAGCACAAGCUGGACAGCCGUACUUUGCCGGAUCUCUCUCUCUGGUGUUCCAUUCCCGUCACCCGUUUGUCCCAACCUUUCGGUCGGACAUAAGAUACUUUGAGAUUGAAGGAUGUGAGGGAGAGGGGGGGGGCUGGUUUGGGGGAGGAGCUGACUUGACACCAAGUUACAUUUUUGAAGAUGAUGUGCGCGAGUUCCAUGGCUAUUACCGCAAACUGUGCGACAGGUAUGAACCGCAUCUCUAUCCGUCUUUCAAAUCUCUGUGUGACAAGUACUUCUAUCUGCCAGCACGACGAGAGCACCGUGGAGUGGGUGGGAUCUUCUUCGACGAUCUCAAAGGGAUCGAACAGUCAGCACACGGAAGCGUUGAACCCACUCCUGCGACUGGAAGUAAUAAUCGGGAAGGGGAUAAUGUAGGCGGUCUCGGUCGUAGGGACAAAGAUAGGGCCUUCACAGCAGCUUAUGCAUUCGUAAGGGAGGUCGGAGAAAGUUUCAUGCCAAGCUACCUGCCCUUAGCUCAGAGGAGAAGGAAGGAUGCGUAUGGGGAGAAGGAACGGCAAUGGCAGCUGAUUAGGAGGGGCAGGUACUUGGAAUUCAAUCUCUUGUAUGAUAGGGGUGUGAGGUUUGGAUUGGAUGGGGGCAGGAUUGAGUCAAUCAUGGUGUCCGCUCCACCAUUGAUUGCAUGGAGAUACAAUGUGGUCGCUGAGGAGGGGUCCCCGGAGGCAAGACUUGUCCAGGUUCUACGAAAUCCACAGGAGUGGGCAUAGUGCAAUACGCCGUAAUGCCACAUGGAACCCAACCUGCUCAUGGCACAUGGGAAUAAUAUAGACAAAUGUAUUUCUAGGAAUUAACUAUAAUAUAGACAACUGUCUUUCUAGCAAUAAACUAUCUGGUGAUCAGGGGGACCAGCAUCUUCCCAUGACAUAGGGAGCCUAUCUUUUCGCUCUGCCACAGCGCAGAGAACAUUUUAUGCCCUUGGCACCCUUGCUAAAUAAAACUUUGAUGUGUACCCCUCAAUUUGUGCCAAAUGGCAGUCAUAGGUUCCUGACCCUUUCUUCUUUUAUCAUUGGAGGACCUUUCGGGAAGGGGGAGGGGGGGAUGAACCUCAGGCUCUUGGCUAAUUUUAUAGUGUCAUAGGUGAUAGCAGUAGGACACUCCCUUACAUCUUUUGCCUUAGGGAAAUGUCUUGAUAUCCAGCCUAGGCAGAUUUAUGCCUUUACACACCGUCUAGAGUAUUUCUAGAGAAAAUUACUGAGCUCUCAUUUCUACAGCAUACGUGAU
This is a messenger RNA of Chara braunii, 3397 nucleotides long. The record is from the annotation of a GenBank genome assembly. Lineage: Eukaryota; Viridiplantae; Streptophyta; Charophyceae; Charales; Characeae.